UCUUUCACGGGUGUGUCAGCGGCCGCGGCUUUAACGUCAAUGAAAUCAUCAUCUCACCUCUUCGCUGAAACUAUCAGAUUUCAAAUCAAGGUGACAGCUCCAUCGGUGCCUCAUCCACGCGUGGAACGUGCAUGAAUUGGGAUGUCCGCGACCGACUGGUACGCUCACAAGUCGCUCGGAGACGGUCUCUACUGGAUCCAGGAACGGUUCUUCCAGUCGCCGAACCGGGCUAACAUAUGGCUAAUACGAGGCUCCCACCAGGACCUGGUGAUCGACACGGGACUCGGGCUGAGGAGCCUUCCGGACUACAUCGAUAGCAUGGGGCUGCUGGGCAAGGACCCUCAGCGGAAGAACCCGCUGCUGGCCAUCGUCACCCACGCCCACUUCGACCACUCGGGCGGCCUGCAUCAGUUCCAACAGGUGGGCGUCCACAGCGCUGAGGUGGAGGCGCUGGUCAACGGGGACAACUACGAGACGGUCACCUGGCUCCGUGACCAUGAGAUCACCGAACUUCCCAGUCCCGGCUGGAGGGCCAGGCAAUAUAGAGUCAAGGCCGUGCAGCCCACGCACAUCUUGCAAGAAGGUGACGUCAUCAACCUGGGCGACCGGCAGCUGACCGUACUUCACAUGCCAGGCCACUCCCGGGGCAGCAUCUGCCUCCACGACGGCGACAACAAGCUGCUGUUCAGCGGCGACGUGGUGUACGACGGUUCCAUGAUCGACUGGCUGCCCUACAGUCAGGUCGGCGAUUACAUCAGCAGCUGCGAGCGCCUCAUGGGCCUGGUGGACAGCGAACAGGUGGAUCAAGUCCUGCCAGGUCACUACAACACCUUCGGCGCCAAACGCCUCCACCGCAUCGCCAGCUCGUACAUCAGCAGAGCGGGAACGUGCAACGGGAAGCUGUACACUUGGGCCUGGAAGACGGCGUCCACCGUGGCGCUCGGGGUGACCCACCCGCGCCGCAGCUGCUGAUUGGACGCACACGUGCACAGAACAUUUCUUCAAUAACGGUUGCCAAACGUAGAUGUCGCCAUCGGAUCACAUGAAUGAAGCGUACUGAUGCUCUGAUGAUUUCAAUAUGUUUUGCCUGAGGUUAAUAUACAGUAACUUGUUGCACCGUAAUUUUCGGACUAUAAGUCGCACCGGAGUAUAAGUCGCAUCAGCCAUAAAAUGCCCAAAAAAGUGAAAAAAAAACAACAUAUAUGUAUAUAAGUCGCUCCUGAGUAUAAGUCGCCCCCCCCACCCAAACUAUGAAAAAAACCCGCGACUUAUAGUCCGAAAAUUACGGUAUGUAUUAUUAUUUUUUUCAUUUAUGUAUUGCACAUGAGAAGUUUUAAUAGCACAAGCACUGAGGUAUUGAAGCAACGUCAAGAUGGCCGUAGUACUUGUCUAUGCAUACAAGCCACAUCUGCUACCUCCCAUGUUCGUAACAGUGCUUUAUACUAUUGAAGGCUCGGCUGUCAAUAAAGCCUCCGACCUGUA
Molecule: messenger RNA, 1482 nt
Organism: Syngnathus typhle (broad-nosed pipefish)
Lineage: Eukaryota; Metazoa; Chordata; Actinopteri; Syngnathiformes; Syngnathidae
Gene: mblac2
Product: metallo-beta-lactamase domain containing 2
Exons: 3
Coding region: 142-972 (276 amino acids)
Source: RefSeq, a predicted model, not a curated record